AUGGUUAGACACACAUUGAAACCAAGUACUCCGCCCGCAAAUGGCGUGAAGCUAAACAAGAUCUCCUCUGAAAUCACACAGUCCAAAAUCCAUGGUGGUGCUCAAGCUAUGCUCUACGCUGUAGGUUUGACGGAAGAGGACAUGAAUAAGCCUCAGAUUGGUAUUUCUCCUGUUUGGUGGGAGGGGAAUCCUUGUAAUUCUCAUCUGCUCGAACUGGGCAAGCGCGUCAAGGAAGGCUGCGCGCAGGAGGACUUGGUAGGAUUGAUGUUCAAUACAAUUGGUGUCAGCUCAGCAAUCACCAUGGGCACGGAUGGAAUGCGCUAUUCGCUCCCCAGUCGAGACUUGAUUGCGGAUUCUAUCGAAGUUCCUGGUUGCGACAAAAAUAUGUUAAUCACUGGCAUGCUAUCAUCAUCCAGUUUCAUGGCAGCGGUACGACACAAUCGACCAACAAUCAUCGUAUACGGUGGAACGAUUGCUGCUGGUACCCGACAAGUUGAUUGUCCUUCGAUGGGAUAUAAAGCCGGAGGAACAGUCAAUAUCAGCGAUGCGUUCGAGGCCUACGGAGCAUAUAGAGUAGGGAAGAUUAGCGAUGAGGAGCGUUACGAUGUUGUGCGACACGCUUGUCCUGGGGCUGGAGCUUGUGGUGGUAUGUACACGGCCAAUACGAUGUCCUCCGCUUUAGAGGUUUUGGGUAUGAGUCUGCCUUACUCCUCAAGGUCAGAAUGUUUAAAGGCUGGAAAGUACCUCAAACGCCUGCUUGAACUCGAUCUCAAACCGAGGGAUAUCCUUACGCGUCAGUCCUUCUUGAACGCUAUUGUAAUCGUCAACAUCCUCGGAGGCUCUACCAAUGCUGUGCUUCAUUUUCUGGCAAUGGCUAGAGCGGCAGACAUCGAGCUCACCAUCGAUGAUUUUCAAGCUAUUUCGGAGAAGACUCCGUUCAUUGCCGAUCUGAAGCCUUCCGGUAAAUAUUAUAUGGAAGAUAUCCAUCGUAUCGGCGGCAUUCCAGCUCUCUUGAAGUACAUCCUCAACCACCGCCCAGAUCUCAUUGAUGGGUCGCAGCUCACAGUCACUGGAAAAACUCUCGCGGAAAACCUGGCUGACGUCGAGGAACUUUCGUUCGACAAUCAGGAUGUCAUACGGAGGUUUGAAGACCCAAUUAAACCUACUGGUCAUCUCAUGAUAUUGCGCGGAAACCUUGCGCCGGGAACCGCCGUUGCAAAAAUCACAGGGAAGGAAGGCACUCGUUUCGAGAUCAUCUUGACAUUUUUCGUUCACAGCGUUGACGAGUUUUAUCCUGCUCUCGAAAAGGGAGAGGUCAAGGCGGGGAUGGUUCUUAUUUUCCGAUACCAGGGGCCGAAGGGUGCUCCUGGAAUGCCAGAGAUGUUGGGACAGACCGCCGCUUUGGCUGGAGCCGGUCUGAGCAAGACCACUGCUCUGAUUACGGACGGUCGCUUUUCAGGUGCUUCACACGGCUUCAUCAUCGGACACUGUGUUCCGGAGGCGCGCUUGGGAGGACCCAUUGCUCUCGUCGAGGACGGAGACAAGAUCAUAAUCGACACUGAAGCACGACAAAUUAAUUGGAUAGUGGAUGAAGUUGAACAACAACGGCGAAGUGAAAAAUGGAAAGCAUCAGGCAAGGAAAAACUUAACGUCCGUCGUGGGAUACUGUACAGAUAUGCUCGAGAAGUUCAGCCAGCGAGUUUGGGAGCGUUCUGUGAUUGA
Messenger RNA from Lentinula edodes (shiitake mushroom), 1722 nucleotides. RefSeq names its product dihydroxy-acid and 6-phosphogluconate dehydratase. NCBI's taxonomy places the organism in Eukaryota, Fungi, Basidiomycota, Agaricomycetes, Agaricales, Omphalotaceae. Gene Ontology annotation, biological process: branched-chain amino acid biosynthetic process. Bases 1 to 1722 code for a protein of 573 amino acids. The transcript has 24 exons. The record is from RefSeq and is a predicted model, not a curated record. Gene Ontology annotation, cellular component: mitochondrion. Gene Ontology annotation, molecular function: dihydroxy-acid dehydratase activity.